AUGGAGGAUUUGAUUGUUCGCCGUGCUAUUACAUCAGAUGCAGUAGCACUCCAGCCACUUGUUGAUCGUAUUGGUGAUCUUCUUGUUUCGCGUUAUGGUGUUAAAGAUAUUGCCGAAUUGAUUGAGAGUUCAUGUCUCACAUUAACAGCAGUGACACAAGGCGAAGAGGAAACUCCAGUUGCCAUGGCCAUGUUCAGCUAUCCACCACAAUCUACAUUUUAUUCAUACAAAAAACUAAAAUUAACAUGUUUCCUUGCCGAAACACAGUAUGCUUCAGAUUCAGCACGAUUAAUACUUCGUUCAUUGUUUGAAAGUCAACCAACAUGUGACAUGGUUGAAACCGAAAUCAAUGUUGAAGCUCCUCUUGAAACACCUUUAGUUCCAUUCUUUAUUCAAGAAGGUCCUAAACUUGUUUGUCGUCGCGACAUAAUCAUUCCACCACUCGUUAUCAGAGAAGCUCGUGUAGAAGAUUAUGAUGAUCUUAUGCCGCUUUUCGAGGCAGAAGCUUCAGAUCUUCUUGAAAAGAACGGCCCAUUCUUUGUUGCCAAUAUUAUUAAGAACACAGAGAAAUACAAAUGUCUUGUAGCCGAAGAUGAGGAAGGUUUGGCUGUUGGUUUCGUUUUAAUUCAACCAGAUUUCGAUUUAUCAAUUCACGCUCAAGAUUACGACCUCAUUGCAUUCCAGAAGAUUCUCAAUGAUACAAAGACUGUUUUUCGUAUCAGUCUUUUCUUCAUUGCCGAGAAAUAUCGUCUUCAUUCUCGUGAUUUCAUCAAACCAAUCUUUGCUCUCAUGAGAGAUGCCGAUUACUUCGCUAUCAUGUUCCCUACAAACUCUCCGCCAUCACCACUCGCUCCAUAUCUUACAAAAGUUCCAUCUCUUCACCAUGGAACGCAAUGCUACAACUUAUACCUCUGCCACCGUGAUGCCGCCAACGAUAUCAUGCUCAAUGUUCGCAAAUAUACACCAGACGACGCUUCACUUCUUGAAAAUUUCGUCGAACCACUUAAUAACAGAGUCGACAUCAUCAAAGCAUGCGAAGCCAAGCCAGAGAACGUCCAUUUACUACUUGUCAACGAAAUUAUACAAGGUAUCUCCGUUUUCGAAGAUCCAAAUCCGAUAGAUCAUACAAAAUGGGACAUUGAAGAGUUUGUUGACGUCAAACAUUGCAACAGUUUUGUCCAACUCAAGUAUGUUACCAUUUCCCCUCUUUUCCAGCGCUUCCUCUCAUUCUUCCUCGUCAGAUCCAUGGAAAUCUGGGAAGUCAAGUCCAUCUACAUGCUCCACAAGGAUGGCUACUUCCCAGACAUCCUCGGCCGCCUGUUCCUCGCAGUCGAGCGCCGCCAGGGACCUGCAAACCCAGAAUUCCAGGUCCAUAUCGAAAGAGAAGAGUCACUUCACUUAUUCCCAAUGAGAUGGUCACUUCACCCGAAGCAAGAAGUCACCAGUUCUAUAGUCAUUGUAGGAAAUACAGAAGGUGUAGCUAGUUUUCUCUACAAAUUAAUAUCAGUUCCGUAUCUUCAUUUCUCUGCAUUGCACGUUGUAUGCGAAGGAGCCGACGAACGCAUCUGGGUCAACACGUACAGCUGCAGGGAAUACAUGCCGGACUGGUUGCAGCACGUUCACCUCCUAAAUGGAGCAACAUUCUUCGACCACUCGCUGAAAUCGAUCAAUAGACCUGAUUCCACCAUCUCCAUCCAAAAGGAGAACGACGAGAACGCUCCGAUCAUCGACCUCCACUACGAUUUCCUUGUAUUACUCACGGCCAAGCAAGGAGAGACCGCUGAUAUGUGGAUGGCCAAGAUAUUCUGCGAGACAAAGAAGCCGCCAGUCUCCGUUGUCGGUGAUUCCUUAGUCGCAUACUACAUUUUGUCUCAUUACCCUGGAUGCGCACAUAUCGCCCACAAUCCUCGUUUCAAACUCGAAGGAACACUCGCAACAAUCAUCAGAGACUCCGCUGUUGCAAAUUGCGACUUCAGAGAAGUGUCUCCGAAGCUCUUAGACAUUCUCGAAAAGUCAAGUUUGGUUUACGAUGGCGGUAUUGUCAUUGAUGAAUUGUUCAGAACAAACGAUCCAAAGGUAUUCGCUGCCGGACCGAUCACAAUGUUCUCCAGACCAUACAGAGCUAAAGAUGACGGCUCAAUCAUCUCACAAACCGAAUACGGCAGACAAAUUGGAGCUGUCAUUUUGAGAUUGGUUGAUCCAACUGAUGAUUUCGUCGAACCACCACUUAUUGUCGGUUCUGACGAUGCAUUGCUUGCAGAGAAGAAUCCUUCCUUGUUACCGAAGUUCUCUUUGAGAAGAGCCGAAAUGUACCAGUUGCCAGGAACAAUAAUUUUCUACAGAAACGGAUUCCCGGCAGCUAAAUGCAGAUGUUUGGAGACUGUUAACUCUGGAAGAACAAUCAGGUUCUUUGUUGAUGCAGCUGGUUUCAUCCAGGCAUUCGAGUACCUCGGAGAAGCAACAGGAAUGAUCUAUGAUUGGACGAAAUUCAUUGGUCUUCCUGCUGUUUUGUUGAAUAACAUGGUUGAGAGAUUCGACCAGAAGAGAAUUGUCGAUUUCGCUGAGUACUUCACUGAGGAAUGGUGCGCUGCAAUAUUACAUGAUAGAUUCAGAAGAUUCUUUGAUAACAAUUUAGAGAAAUUGAUUGAAAAAGGUGGAGCUGAUACUCCUGAAGCAAUGAAUGAAAUUCGUGAAGCUUUGCUUAAUUUCUUGAUCGAAAAUGCUGAUUUACUUCCAAACUAUUUCACUUCUGAAGAUCAAUUACCUCCACUUGAUGACAAAGAAUAA
Trichomonas vaginalis G3 is the source of this 2787-nucleotide messenger RNA. RefSeq names its product cilia- and flagella-associated protein 61 family. The record is from RefSeq and is a predicted model, not a curated record. The coding region runs from base 1 to 2787 and encodes 928 amino acids. The transcript has a single exon. Lineage: Eukaryota; Parabasalia; Trichomonadida; Trichomonadidae.